GGAGAGGGAGGAGGAGCAGGAGCGCGUGCUACAGCCACGCCGGCGGCGCGCGCCGAGGCGGGCGCAGACCGGCGGGAGCGGAGCCGGGGGCGCUUCUGGCUCGCGCUUCUCCCUUCCGCCAACCGGCGGCUCGCGCGCCCGGGCUCGUAGAUGGGGCUGAGCGGCGGCCGCUGAGGAGGGCACGGACGGACGGACGGGCGGGCAGCGGGAGCCGGUGCCAGCCGCAGCCAUGCAGCAGGUCCUGGAUAACCUUACUGAUCUGCCAACAUCCACAGGUGCUGAAGAAAUAGACCUGAUUUUUCUUAAAGGCAUUAUGGAAAACCCUAUUGUAAGAUCACUUGCUAAGGCUCAUGAGCGACUGGAAGAUUCUAAACUUGAGGCUGUCAGUGACAACAACCUGGAGCUGGUGAAUGAAAUUCUUGAAGACAUCAGUCCCUUAGUAAAUAAAGAUGAAAAUAUCGCGGAAUUGGUUGGAAUACUCAAGGAGCCUCAUUUUCAGUCACUCUUAGAAGCACAUGAUAUUGUGGCUUCAAAAUGUUACGAUUCCCCUCCUUCUAGCCCAGAAGUCAAUAAUUCUUCAGUGAACAACCAGAUUGUUCCAGUAGAUGCUAUUCGUAUCCUUGGAAUUCACAAAAGAGCAGGAGAACCAUUGGGUGUUACAUUUAGAGUUGAGAACAAUGAUCUGGUAAUAGCACGAAUUCUACAUGGUGGAAUGAUAGAUCGACAAGGUCUUCUGCAUGUAGGUGACAUUAUUAAAGAGGUGAAUGGCCAUGAGGUUGGAAACAAUCCAAAAGAAUUGCAGGAACUGCUGAAAAAUAUUAGUGGCAGUGUCACUCUGAAGAUUCUCCCCAGCUACAGAGACACUGUUAUUCCUCAACAGGUUUUUGUGAAGUGUCAUUUUGAUUAUAAUCCAUAUAAUGACAACCUCAUCCCAUGCAAAGAAGCAGGUUUGAAAUUUUCUAAAGGAGAAAUUCUUCAGAUUGUAAACCGGGAAGAUCCAAAUUGGUGGCAGGCUAGUCAUGUCAAAGAAGGAGGAAGUGCAGGGCUUAUUCCCAGCCAGUUCCUGGAAGAGAAGAGAAAGGCCUUUGUGAGGAGGGACUGGGAUAAUUCAGGGCCUUUCUGUGGAACAAUAAGCAGCAAAAAAAAGAAAAAGAUGAUGUAUCUCACUACAAGAAAUGCAGAAUUUGAUCGUCAUGAAAUCCAGAUCUAUGAAGAAGUAGCCAAAAUGCCUCCUUUUCAGAGGAAAACGUUGGUCUUAAUUGGGGCCCAAGGAGUGGGACGAAGAAGUUUGAAGAACAGGUUUAUAGUACUGAAUCCUACUAGGUUUGGAACCACAGUGCCAUUUACCUCACGAAAGCCCAGGGAUGAUGAAAAAGAUGGGCAAGCGUACAGAUUCGUGUCACGAGCUGAAAUGGAGAUGGAUAUUAAAGCUGGCAGAUAUUUAGAGCAUGGAGAAUAUGAAGGAAAUCUUUAUGGCACAAAAAUUGAUUCCAUCCUUGAAGUUGUUCAGACAGGAAGGACCUGCAUCUUGGACGUGAAUCCACAGGCCCUGAAAAUACUGAGGACUUCUGAAUUCAUGCCCUAUGUGGUGUUUAUUGCUGCUCCGGAGUUGGAGACUCUGCGUGCUAUGCACAAGGCUGUGGUAGAUGCUGGAAUUACAACCAAACUUCUCACUGACACUGAUUUGAAGAAAACAGUGGAUGAAAGUGCACGGAUCCAGAGAGCAUACAACCACUAUUUUGAUCUGACCAUUGUAAAUGACAACCUAGACAAAGCCUUCGAGAAGCUGCAGACUGCUAUCGAGAGGCUGAGGCUGGAACCGCAGUGGGUCCCAAUUAGUUGGGUAUAUUGAGGUUUCCCAGGAGGAGCUCAAGUAACAAAUUCAGCUGCAGCAAGACGCUGAUGCGAUGUGUAGAUACCGGCGAUGACUACGGCACCUGUGCAUUUUUACUCUGUGUAUAUUCCAAAGUACACUGUUCUGAAUUUUUAUAGAAAUGCUGAAGGGAAAGUGUACUUAAAUAUGUAAUUUAUUUUAAUUUUUCUAACUUUUUACAGGUAACCUUUCUAUUCAUAUCACAUGAAGGAAAUGCGUUUAAGCAUUUUUUCUAUGUUUUGAUUUCGUACCUUUGCCUUUUUCAUCUAAGAAACUUUCAGUCGUUCACUUCAACACUUACAUCUUGGUCUUACAUUUUCACUGUGAUUAAAAAAAGGAUACUUGAAAUAAUAUUUUGUAAACCUUGUUAACGUCAGUGUUCAACCAGUCAAAAGUCUAUAGCUCUUAUUAGGAAAGAACUCUAUAAUUUCUUUGGUUUUUUUUUUUCCUUAUAAAAUAAUAACUUCAUGGGAGCAGAAUUUUAAGUAUUAAAAGCAGCGACAAACACACAGCUCCAUUGCUCCAGCUUCUUUCCGCUUAAUGUUGGUGCAUUCUUGAUGUUUCACAAAUUCUUUCUGUCUCUUGAUUUUGACAACUGUUGUGUAGGUUCCCUUACACGCGUCUCUUCAAAUAACGUAAAGCAAUACCUUGCAUGCUGCUUAUGAGGCCGUUUUGGAGAGCCAGCCUGUUAGCCUGUUGUGGCUGAAGGACUGAUACUAGAAAGCUGGUACACAGGGUAACUCCAUGCAAUUGGAAUAAUGGGGAAGUAGCCUGGGAGAGAACCUGGUAAUGUGGAGCCUUGUAGAGUGAAGCUUAACAUUUAGGAGUAUUUAUUCACAUUGUGAAAACACACUGCUUAAAAAAAGGGGGGGCAUUUUCUUUUCUUAGGACAUUGUUUGAUAUUUGUAUGGUGAUCUUUGGCUUAAUUUUCUGUGCUAGCCAGCUGGGUUCUAUAUUUUGGAAUAUUUGUAUGUGAUGAACUGCUGUAUUUUUAGGAGCGUGAUGUAGUAGAGUUUCUGUGCUUUUUGUUGCAUUGGUUUUAAUUGCAUUUUUAACGAGCUAGUUUGUGAAUUGGAAGCUUACUGCUAAAAAGCAAUGAUGUUGUUUGUACCUUUUUGUUUUACAACAUACUUCCUUUUGUUAAUGACAGUUCUUCCCUUAGUAGGCUCAUUGAUACAAUUCACAUUAGGCUCAAGUUCAUUGAUCAAAACUUACGCUGAUGUAAAUUUCUGCUUAAUAAGAACAAAAUGAAAAUGUAGCUCAUUGCUAAGACUAGCUCUUUUUGUGACCCUGUUUUAUAUUGUAAUGUCAGCUGUUGUAUAUAGUAACAUUCACCAUCACUUACCAGAUUAGGUGUCUGAACUGAAGUCAUCUAUCUGUUUUAAUUUCUCUUCCAUCUGGUGACAGGCACCUGGCUUCUGACUUCUUUCUCAACACCAAAGUGUGACAUGGAAUGCUAUUGAAAGGCAACUUCAUCAGAACUAUUUCUGAAGGAAAAGAGGCUUAGACAUUGUAAACCAGUGUUGCUUCCUGGGGCUUUUAAAGACUUAUGUGCACAAGGAAAAGAAAAAUGGAGUAGAUGCAGUAUUGGAAAAGUGUCAAUCUCAAACACCCCUCCAGACAAACACCCGUACACUACAGGUGAUUUUUGCAAAGCCUAUGAAGUUGGUUGCUGCGGGGUAAAAAGGGCAAGGAGGGCUUGAGAUCUGUGUGUGUGGAAAACAUUAGUUGAAGCUGUUUAUAGCACAGGUAAUCCUUGUGGCUCCUGGUACUGAGAUCUUGGUCUUUCAGAGGGGAUGAAAUUCUCUGAGGA
This is a messenger RNA of Pezoporus flaviventris, 3686 nucleotides long. It is a transcript of the gene PALS2, whose product is annotated as protein associated with LIN7 2, MAGUK p55 family member. The record is from RefSeq and is a predicted model, not a curated record. Lineage: Eukaryota; Metazoa; Chordata; Aves; Psittaciformes; Psittacidae. Gene Ontology annotation, molecular function: protein binding. Bases 230 to 1852 code for a protein of 540 amino acids. Gene Ontology annotation, cellular component: cell-cell junction; plasma membrane. The transcript has 12 exons.